AUGGAUAACAGUACAACAACUAUAUUCUCUGCUCCAGUGGUACAGAGCAGGCUCGAACACCACCACUUACAACAACAAAAACAAUUAUUAAAACCACAUAAACCGGAAGCAAGACAUCAAAGAUCAAAAUCAAUAAAUAAAGGGAAGCGUGGUCAUCCUCUUCACAAUAAUUCUUCUAGUCCAUCUAAUCAAUCAAAGGAGAGCUCUGUGCCUGUGGUUUCUGUCUCGGCCAGUGAUUGCUCUAAUUCUUCUCGUUUGAAUACAAAAUCUAAUUUUAAUAAUCGUGUUGAUAAUUUCGAUUCUUUGCGUGGAGAUUCUAAAUUCCCCGACUUCUCUUUAUCGAAUAAUUUCAAUAAUCCUGGUACUAUUGAUGAUUCUUAUUUGUCAACUAAUAAUUCUAUCGAUAUCAACAACAAACCUGUCGUAAGAAGGUCAAGUGAAAGACGUCCAUCAAGAAAGCAUAAUCAUAGUGAUUCUAAUGGUGAUGAUAAAUUUAGAAAUGGCCCUCAAGUCACGAUCCUCAAAAGACCUCAAUCUGCUACCGAUUUUGUAAGAUCUUCUAAUAAUAAUAAUGUUACUCCCUCUAAACCUUUUCUUGAUGUUACUCGUGAAGAACAUGAUUAUCAACAUCCCUCUGCGGUUGGUGAUUAUUCUAAAGAACGCCGUCGCUCUGACGUCUCCCCUUCAAAAUCUUCUAAAUGUUCUCAACGGCGUAAAGAUGUAAAAUCCACGUCUGGGAUUUUACAAGUUAUUGAAUCUUGCAAUUAUGAACAACAGGAUUCUAAUAAAGAAUCUGAUGUAAAUAGUAUUUUAUUAAAUCCAUCUAUGAAGUCGUCUUAUUCGCCAAAGAUCGACCCUGUUUGUUUAUCUGCUCCUCCUCAGCAAACGAACAACAACAGCGCCUUUUAUUUUCCUCCUCUCAACUAUUCUAACGCGAUUCUUGCUCUCGAAGAAGAAAUGCCAUCUACUUCUCCGGAUAGACUCAUGGCAUCAAAACUUUAUGCUGGUCCUACCUUCCAUAAUUCUCCUGCUCCUAGUGAUUUGCCUUUACCAUCUUUCCUCAGUAAACCUCCUAGCAAGGAAUCUAGUCCUAUGACUCCUAAUGCUGUCUUGCCAGUUUUCACCCCGUCAAGGGUCCCGUCGCCGUCUUUGUCCUCUGGCAAUUCCUCUGAUGACGAUAUGUUUACUAUGGAUGAUGUAGAACCUGAUGCCGUUAGAUAUUCUGAUAGAUUUUAUACCGUGCGAAAACAAGAGUCUUCUGAACUUCUCCGUAUUUUAUCGGAUCGUCAAUAUAAUUCAUCCUCCGCAUACAUGGUUCCCGAACGUAUGGCCACUUCUCAUAACCCGACUCAAGUUUACCCUACCAGAGAUGGAUUGUCGUUGACCGAAAUUUCGGAAA
Racocetra fulgida is the source of this 1399-nucleotide messenger RNA. The record is from the annotation of a GenBank genome assembly. NCBI's taxonomy places the organism in Eukaryota, Fungi, Glomeromycota, Glomeromycetes, Diversisporales, Gigasporaceae.